This is a messenger RNA of Frankliniella occidentalis (western flower thrips), 1859 nucleotides long. RefSeq lists its product as uncharacterized. NCBI's taxonomy places the organism in Eukaryota, Metazoa, Arthropoda, Insecta, Thysanoptera, Thripidae. The coding region runs from base 149 to 1600 and encodes 483 amino acids. The transcript has 6 exons. The record is from RefSeq and is a predicted model, not a curated record. Gene Ontology annotation, molecular function: protein binding.
CGCAGCCCCCCUCCCCACGCAGCGUUGAGAACCACAGAUCAGCGACUGGCUGUACUACCUACAUUGUGUGCAGGUCGCUGCGUUACUAUAAUAGCUAAUUCUUGCUGUUAGGUCGCGUGACGGACGAGAUUCGAAACCUCGGGUGGAGAUGGUCAACAACUUCAAGGGGCCUGAGACAGCUGCCGUCAUGGAUGUGGACCAGUUCGAACAGCCGCUGCUGCUUCCGCUGCUUCCCGACCUGCCGCUACUGCAGGUCUUCGCCUACCUCAGCCCCCAGGACCUGUUCGCCGUCGGUCGCACCUGCCUGCGCCUGGCCGCGCUUACAAGAGGGGCGUGGCGGAGCACGACGGCCGAGGUUAGGCUCAAUACCUACGCAGAACUGGGCGAUUUGUUCAGAGUGGCCCCUCCAGUAGAAUUGUUAGAAUUAGAUGUAUGCGUAUCGAGUGAGCGUCCAGCACACUCUCUCUACGGCCGGUUUACCAUAGACCGCAACACUGGAAUCGGUAGCAACGAGGAAACGAAGCUGAUCCUGUGUGUAGAAAGCUCAGAUAUGCCCAAGGUCGCGAGCCUCCUCCUGGAGCUGGCCCCGACCGUGAGGCGCCUCGAUGUCUGCGCGGAGCUGGACGAGAUAUUCCGAAUCCUGCGGCAACUACCGUGGAGCGCCUUAGAACACCUUGAUGUAUCAGGGAAGUAUGUUGAUGGAGACGAACUGGUCGCUCUUGGCGCCCCGCUGUGGCCGCAGGAUGUGGUGCUGCCCAUGCUGCGGAUCCUGGGUGUUGAAAGACAUAACGAGUACUUUCACUCGACCUGCUCUCCCGAGUACUUGGACGCCCUCCGCUCGCUCCUGCGAGCGCACAGUGGGCAAUUACGUUCCGUAAUGCUGCGAUUGGAAGCACUUCUACCGCUCGUCGACGCGUGCCCCAGAGACCUCCACCACUUGCGCGUGGACUUACUUGAAGGGAAGGGCGACGUCGCGGUGCUGCGACGGUUGAGUGGGCUGAAGGAGCUUAGCAUCACCAUGCUCAGCGGUUAUGCAGUUGAAGAGGUCGAUGAUAAGGUGGAGAACUUGUUGAGAACGUGGUCCGGCCCCCUCGAGCGUCUCGAGCUGUCUUCUAGGUGUAGUUUCCGCACUGAGACGGCACGUGCCCUGGGAGAGAGCGGGCUCAAGAACAGUCUCCAGUGCCUAGUUCUGGAUGACCCCGACUCCCUCUUUAUUAAUAGUGAGUCGGAGCUUAAGGUGGCGCUCGGAGCUCAUCCCCACUUGCGGACCUUGGUCCUGCUGCCGUCUCUUAGUAAUGAGCAGGGGCGGCCCUCCGAGAAGCGGGUUGUGCAUGAACUGGUGCGCCGCUCCCCCCAAGCGCUGCACGUGGCGUGCGUGCGUGGGCCACGCGUGUGUCAGCGACCCGUGCGUGGGCGACUCACCAUGAUGGUGUACUUCAGGCACUCCGAGUCAGAGCGUGGCGGGUGCCCGAGGUGCGCCGAGGCUGUUGCAUCCGCGCGCCGCUACAUAGCGGACAGCAGUAACUGGGACGUAAACUACUAUGACAGCGUGUGUAUGCUACCGACCUUGGCCGUACAAUUUCUUCAAGUUCAAACGUAACCACCUUGAUGACAUUGAUUCCUUCGAUUUGAAACCCGACGGCACAGCAUAAGGGGUGCAAAGUGCGACUAGAACAGUAGUAAUAAAAUCAAUUAUUUUGUGAAUUUGGAACGCAUUCUUUUUUUUUAUUUUACUCGAAUGUACACAUGUUUACGAGUACGAGGUACGCGAGGUAGUAAGAAACUUGUGCUUUCAACGUGAGCGCCCAGCUGUGCUGUACUGUGCUGUACAGGGUGGGGUGAUCCGCGCCGUCUUUAUA